UAAUCCUUGACGACCGUAACAAAUCGGGCAGUGUGGUAGUAGAGGCGACACGGAGCUAAAAGAGAUCUUUCACUGCUGGGAGCGAGGCUGAUUCAUGAGCAGAAGACCCGAGGAUAGGUUGCAUGAUUUAGAGAGACGGGAAGAGAUGGCAAGUGAGGAAGGAGAGAUGUCCACCAUUUCAGCUCAUGAUCUGGCCAGAGAGAUUCACUCCAACCAGGUACAGUACUCCACCACAAUCUCCACUCUGUUCUGGCUCGGACGUGUGUCCUGAUCCACUGCAUGGCUGCACUGCAAGAAUACCCUAAACCCCACCUUUGGUACAAAGGUCAUCUUCUACAUCAGCAAUCCUGCCGACACUGAAGUGACAGUGCAGGUGUGGAACCACAAUCUGGUGGUGGACACCUUCCUGGGUCAGAUGUCAGUCCCAAUACCAGGAGAUGGGGAGUCUCGCAGCUCCUCUGAGAGACUGAAGGGGAGAGGGAGGCAGUCCUCCGCACCAACUCAGGGAACUCUCUCCAUCCGAGUCGACUGCUCCACUGACCUCUUCUCCUCGUAAUGAUGAACUAGCAGUAGUUUCAACUAGUCGUGUGACAAGUGGAAGUAUAAUAUACAUUUUGUCCGUACAAAAUUAUGCAUGUUCCUGUAUUAUAUCUAUGUACAACAUUACUAAUGUCCUAAGUUUAUUUUUGGCUUGCUCUGGUUUUAGUGAACUCUUCAGUUUCCAAAGUACCACUAGUCUUUUCAGCUGAAAGUCUUUCUUUAUGUCCAGUGAAAGGUUUAACAACAGUACUCAUCUCCCUUUCUUCGUCACUUGAAUCAGCUAUAAAAUUAUGAGAAAAACCACACAAACCACAUAGACCAAAUUAUUAUCAUAAACCAGUAGAUAA
Geodia barretti is the source of this 887-nucleotide messenger RNA. The record is from the annotation of a GenBank genome assembly. NCBI's taxonomy places the organism in Eukaryota, Metazoa, Porifera, Demospongiae, Tetractinellida, Geodiidae.